AUGACACAUAACGCAAAAGUCCAAGAACUCACUUCACUUCUCGAUAAACAUCAGACGUAUCGGGACACCUGUCUCAAUCUCAUCGCUUCGGAGAACACACCUUCGCCGUUAGUAGAAGAACUCUUCGACGAACGGUUGGCGCGGCGGUAUGGGAAUUAUUCUGGCAUUGACCUUUACCAGCGGAAUUACAAAGGCAACCGCUAUAUUGCCGAAAUAGAGGCGUACACGCAGGCGUUAGCAAAGGAGCUUUUCGGUGCUGCGCACGUCGAUUUCCGCCCAUUAUCAGGGAACAUCGCAGGGAUUGCAACCACGUUCGCGUUAGCGGAGCCGGGCGAUACGGCGUUAGAGGUUCAUAACGGACACCACUAUGCUCAAAAACUGCUGUCUUCACCACUCAAGAUAGAACUCCAAUCAAUUCCGAUUCCGUGGGACGGACCGCGUUCAAACAUUGACCUUGAUGCAACACUUGCGCUAAUUGCGGAACACAAGCCCAAAAUCGUCAACGUCGGCUCCGGCGUGUUUCUCUUCCCGCAACCCGUACGAGAGUUGAAAAAGGCGAUGCGCCAAGCGAAUCCAGAUUCCUACCUCAUCUACGAUGCCUCACACGUCAUCGGACUCAUUGCCGGUAAGCGGUUUCAGUCGCCCUUUGAAGAAGGCGCGGAUGUGAUCAUUUCCAGCACGCAUAAGACCCUUGCCGGACCACAGGGAGGAAUGGUUUUAACCAACGAUAAAUCUAUUGCUGAGCGAGUUGCGAGGGGUGUCUAUCCGUUACUGAUGAGCAAUCACCACCUGAAUCGGCUCCCGGCGUUAGCAGGAACAUUUAUAGAGUGGAUGGAAUGCGGUGAAGCACAAGCAGAUGCGAUUGUUGCGAACGCAAAAGCACUCGGUCAAGCGUUAGUGGAACGCGGUGUCCCGAUGCUCGGUGCCGACCUCGGGUUCACGGAGUCGCAUACCUUGAUACUGAUUGUAGAUAAGUAUGGGGAAGGCGGCGCGCUUGCGACACAUCUGGAGGCAUGCCAUAUUAUUGCAGGCGCGGCAGGAUUAUCACCGGAAGUCGGAACAUCAGGAUUGCGUAUCGGCGUUCAAGAGGUCACCCGCUGGGGGAUGACACCGGCGGAUGCACCGGACAUCGCGGCAUGUAUUGUCUCAGCACUUUCCGGUGGGACUUCUGAAGAACUCAAGCCGGAGGUUGCAAAAGUAGCAUGUCGUUUCGAUACAAUCCUGUUCACCGUCGAGUAA
This is a messenger RNA of Geodia barretti, 1239 nucleotides long. The record is from the annotation of a GenBank genome assembly. Lineage: Eukaryota; Metazoa; Porifera; Demospongiae; Tetractinellida; Geodiidae.